Emiliania huxleyi CCMP1516 is the source of this 690-nucleotide messenger RNA. RefSeq lists its product as hypothetical. Lineage: Eukaryota; Haptophyta; Isochrysidales; Noelaerhabdaceae. Bases 1 to 690 code for a protein of 229 amino acids. The transcript has 2 exons. Gene Ontology annotation, molecular function: lipid binding. The record is from RefSeq and is a predicted model, not a curated record.
AUGCCACCCUCCCCGCAAUUCGACGUGCGCUCGACGGCGGAUGCGGUUGCUGCCGACCUCUGCGCCCUCGUCGCCGAGCAAGACGGCUGGGAGCCCUACAAGACAAGACGGGGGGUGAGGAUCGAGCGCUGCCGCGCCGCAGCUCUCCACCGAUGGCGCGCGUUUGGGUCGAUCGACGCACCGCUGCUCACUGUCGUGGAGGCCGCCUCCAAGGUGGCCAGUCGUCCGGACUGGGAUCCAAUGUGCGCCGAAGGAAGGCUUGUCGAAGAGGCUGGCACAGUUGAGUCAGCAUCGUACAGCGUCGCAUGGUGGGUCUUUAAGGGCGUGAUGGGCCUCGUCAAUGCGAGAGAUAUGUGCGUUGCGAUGACGGUCAAGGAGGUGAGGCCCGGUGUCUGGGUCACUGCAUCGCGCUCAAUCGAGCACCCUGCCUGCCCGGAGGUGCCUGGCAACGUUCGCGGCCGCUGCGACAUCGCGGGCCUUCAGCUGCGAGCGAACAAAGCUGGCGGCACAGACGUGACAUACGUGGCGGCGGUCGAUCCCAAGGGAUGGCUCCCAAAAGUGUUGGUCAACUUGGGCGCGGGCAAGGGCGCCUUCUGCAUCGACUUUCUCCGCUCGUACGUCGCCACGGGCCAGCGAGGGCGGUGGAGCGCGGCUGAGGCGGAGACCCACGCCGCUGACGAGUGCAUGUAA